AUGUAUAGUGACGGGGAUCGCAAGACCAUUUCGGAGCUUCAGCGGGCAGCAGAGGCCACACGGGCUCGGAUUGCAGAGGAAAAAGCGCAGCUGGAGCGGGUUCUCAAGGCUACUGCGCGGGCACGGCGCUUGAUAGACGAGUUGUUUAACCUCUUUGCGCGGGAGUUAGAAAAAGAGGAGCGAAAUGCCCUCAUGACUGUGCUUACUUCCUUGUCGGAAGAAAUUAACCUCAGUGAGGUUCCGCUUCUCCCAGUUGCGAUUGCGCUGGCCAACGGUAAUCUGGAUAGUGCCAAGUACCUCCGGGCAGCGGGUAACCGCUUCGCUGAUGACAGCUCAGUCAUAUUUUUAGCAUAUGUCCUACGCUUUUCCCCGGCAAUAUUGCAGGUGGAGCUGCUGGACAUCAGCAGGACAAAGGUAACUGAAAAGGGCCUCGUUUUCCUCCUGGAGAUGAUGGCGGAACGGAAGAAGCCCUUUACCCUCAUCGCAACGGACAGGGUAUCACCGGUGGUUUCACCACCGGGGGACUACAAUACACGUUUUGAAGAGGCAUUGCGAAAGGUACGAAAAAAUGAAAGCUGUACUGUGACACUUUGA
Messenger RNA from Trypanosoma grayi, 594 nucleotides. RefSeq lists its product as hypothetical. The coding region runs from base 1 to 594 and encodes 197 amino acids. NCBI's taxonomy places the organism in Eukaryota, Euglenozoa, Kinetoplastea, Trypanosomatida, Trypanosomatidae. The record is from RefSeq and is a predicted model, not a curated record. The transcript has a single exon.